Eupeodes corollae is the source of this 483-nucleotide messenger RNA. RefSeq lists its product as uncharacterized. The record is from RefSeq and is a predicted model, not a curated record. Lineage: Eukaryota; Metazoa; Arthropoda; Insecta; Diptera; Syrphidae. The coding region runs from base 1 to 483 and encodes 160 amino acids. The transcript has 2 exons.
AUGAAUAAGGAUGACGUAGUCAACUAUCCCACGGAGUUUUUUAAUUCACUUCAACUGCCUGGAUUACCACCUCACAAUUUGCAGUUAAAAGUAGGAUUAGUUGUCAUCAUGGUGCGUAACAUUAAUCAACCUCGACUAUGGAAUGGAACAAGACUGGCUGUGAAAAAGCUGUUGCAUAACGUCAUUGAGUCACUGAAGUCCAAUCCUCAUGGCAAGUUAAAGCGUCUAGGAACUGUUUAUGGGGCAUUUGGUCGUCCUUCGAAAUUGAGUAUUCAACGUUUGCUGGAUUCCACCGGCUCAAUGAACAAUCAGCUAACAUCCCUACAUCAACGAAACACUGACAAGAACUUGCCGAUGUUCGUGAAAGUUUGCAGUAGAAUCCGAGGCAGUCAACAAGAACUUGGACCGUCGCGUCGUCGCGGUGGCAGACCGCAACAUGGCAAAUUGGGCGUCGUGAUUUGGGCCCGCACUCCUAGGAGCUGA